Molecule: messenger RNA, 618 nt
Organism: Rotaria socialis
Lineage: Eukaryota; Metazoa; Rotifera; Eurotatoria; Philodinida; Philodinidae
Source: the annotation of a GenBank genome assembly
AUGGGAUGCGCAUCAUCAAUUGGGCCGCCGACAGCAAUAAAACCAGUCGAGCAUAUAGAAGCAAAUAAUAACCUCAUAUUUACGAUUGAUGAAAGAUUAAAGUUAAAAGAAGUAUGGGUUAUAGUUAAACAGAAUAAUUUAAAAAAAUUAGGCGACGAUAUUGUGACCAGAGCUUUAGAAAAAGACUCGUCAUUAAUUAGCUAUUGGCAAAAUAUAUCUUUCAUGGAUCAACGAAGUAAUUUAACGUUUGCUGAGAGUGAAUCGAUUGUAGACACAGAUUUAUUAUGUAAGCAAUGUUAUAAACAACAUGGAUAUAAAUUUCUUGACAAAAUUGACCAAUUGAUUAUGAUUAUGGUAACACGUGCAACAACAACAACAAAUAGUAAUGAUAAUAUACUUGAUGAAUAUUUUCAUCGUAUAGCUGAAAAGCAUGUACAAUAUAAAGUAAAGCAAGAUCAUGUUGAUAUACUAUGUGAAUGUUUUAUUGAAUGUUUAAAAAAUUUAAUGUAUCAUAACCGGAAUGAAUGGACAAUAAAACAUGAAUUAACCUGGAUGAAAUUUUUUACAUUAAUAACAAAUCAAUUUUUAUCGCCAACAUCAACAAAAUCUAUAUCAUGA